Messenger RNA from Dendronephthya gigantea, 1811 nucleotides. Its product is annotated as collagen alpha-1(II) chain-like. The coding region runs from base 667 to 1377 and encodes 236 amino acids. The record is from RefSeq and is a predicted model, not a curated record. The transcript is spliced from 6 exons. Lineage: Eukaryota; Metazoa; Cnidaria; Anthozoa; Malacalcyonacea; Nephtheidae.
UUUGGACUGAAUCAGUUGAUAAGAAUGUUGUAACGAAAGAUUUCUGAUGUUUUCAGAAACGCAAAGAUGAUAGAAUUUCCCUAAGUGAAGCAGUAGAGGGUAAUUAUUCCAUUUCUGAUGAGAGCUUUCAAGAAUUUAUAUCCUAUAAUGGACAAAUAUCGUUUUAAAUGAAAGUGAUUUCACUAACUUUCUCUAUAGUUAUUAUUAAUUCCAAGUUUGGCAGCGCUUUUUGUUUGGAAGGUGGGCGAAAUGUCGUUUCCCAAAAUGGCAAAAUAUUGUGCAGACAGGUUUUGGUAGAAGUUAUUAAUCAUCUUUGCUGCACAACAGAAAUUUCAAGUACUGUCUUGCUUUUUGCCUUCAAUUUCCUCAUUUCCAUGACAGUUUGGCAGAAUCGCUUUCAUUGCAAGCUGAGGCCUACUGUGCUGUUUGAAAACCAUUCAAAACUUUCACAGCAUAACUGUGAACCACCAGCAGCGUCAUUGUGAGGAAGGAACAACACCAAGCAAAGACGUAAUAAAUUCUGUCUCGCUUGCCGUUCUAAAGUGGGUCUUGGUAUUUAGGUUCGUCUUUGCAUACCGCAGAGCUAUCAAUAUAAAUACGACGCUUGAUGCAGAGACUAACUCAGACAACCCAACACUCUGAACGGUAGAGAUCAAAGGUGAAGAGAUGAACUAUAUUACAAUCUUACUAAGUAUCUUAUGUAUAUCGGCUCUCGUACAGAUUACCACUGAAGAAAAGAACCGAUGGAGAACACUGUCUAAGCUCAAAGAAUCCCGCCGAAGCAGACGGGGGAGGAGGGAAAAAAAAGGACGCCCUGGACCUGUGGGACCUCCAGGAAAUCCCGGACCACCAGGAGUCCCUGGUCGUGAUGGUCAACAAGGAGAGGCUGGCAUCCCUGGACAGACAGGCCUUCCAGGGGAUGUUGGCUUACCGGGUAACCGUGGAUUGAAGGGACAGAAAGGAGGAAAAGGGGAUAGGGGUGACAGGGGUACACCAGGGUCACCAGGACAGGCAUGUUUCAUUGAGAAGACAGAUGUUCAAAUAUGUAUGACCCCGCCUACCGGGCCUGAGGGACCUCAGGGUCCAAAAGGUGACCAAGGUGUGAUGGGUGAAAAAGGUGAUACUGGUUUGCCAGGCAAAGACGGUGCUUCUGGGGAGAGGGGUCCACGUGGACCACCAGGGAGAGCUGUGGAUGCUAUUAACAUUCGUUGUCAUACUCGACAAAACAAAGUGAUGGUAACGGACGAGCAGAUUGCAGAAAACCUUGAAGAUCUUAUAUACGCUCAUUGUGACCCAUUGCAGUUUCUUCAAGGAAUGAAGGUACAAAAGGAUGAAAAUUCUAUCAAACUGAUCUACACUUGUUGUUCGUUUUACUGAACCACAUUUUAAAUGGGGUUAUACAUGUUGCAGCUAAUUAUAACCAAAUAACUUGCUUAAUCUUGUAUGGCUGGCUGUCUACUGUGAUAUGCGAACUCAACAUGUGUUAUCAAGAUAUAUUCUCCUCAGGUUUGACUAGUCACACUGGUUUAACAGACUAGCUUAAACAUGUUUUGUAUAGCUUGGAACAGACACUUAGCUUUGCUAAUUUAAGUGCAUACAAAACAACAAUUUGAAAACAUUGUAAUCUACUGUUAUUAAGGAUAGUUUUCGUUGCAAGAAUUUGGAUCCAAUGAUACAAAUUUUUGAGCAGACUAAAGUACGUAUAAAAUGUAACACAUUGCACAUUUUGGCGGUAAAUAUUUAUUUCAAAUUUGACACAGAAGUGUUCAGAAAUUGUUCAUAUUAUACUAUAGCAAAAGGGUGCGUGUGUC